UCCAUCGCCCACUCCUCCCAGUCUCCAGUCUCUCUCUCUCUCUCUCUUACUUAAUGGGCUCGUGCCUCUCGUCCUCCUCGUCGCCGGCGACGGUGGACAGAACCCUAACGGCGGGCCCCCGGGGCGGUGGCUCCUCGGGCCUCUCUCGGUUCCGAUCAAGGAGCUGGAGGGGGCGGAAGAAGGCAAUGAAGGAGAAGCAGAAGAGAGGAGGCGGGGGGCGGCGGCGUGCGGCGGUCGACGGCAGUGGCGAGGCCGAGGAGGACGAGCUCGACCGCGUGCCCGGACGGAUGUUCUUGAACGGCACCAGCGAGGCGGCAUGCCUCUACACGCAGCAGGGAAGGAAGGGGACUAACCAGGACGCCAUGAUUGUGUGGGAGAAUUUCUCUUUGACAAAAGACACCAUUUUCUGUGGGGUUUUUGAUGGUCAUGGUCCGUAUGGUCAUAUGGUUUCCAAGAAAGUCAGAGAUUCUCUUCCUCUCAAGUUGUCCACCCAAUGGAGAGCUAGUCUUAACAGUCAUGAGAGUCCUGAUCCAAACGGUAGCAUCUCUGGGAGUAUGAACUCUGAAGAAACAGCAUCUAUGAGCAUAGAUGAUGAGUGCGGUGAAUCAUUAGAUGUUGAUGAGAAUGAAAAAUUGCCUGAGAUGUAUCUUCCGCUAAAGCAGUCUUUUCUCAAGUCUUUCAAGUCGAUGGACAAAGAGUUGAAGUUUCACCCAACUAUUGACUGUUUCUGCAGUGGAACUACAGCUGUUACUGUGGUAAAGCAGGGACAAGAUCUUGUUAUCGGGAACAUUGGCGACUCAAGAGCGAUAAUGGGAACACGGGACAAGGAAAAUAAUUUGACUGCUGUGCAAUUGACUGUUGAUCUGAAGCCCAAUCUUCCUAGGGAAGCUGCUAGAAUCCAGCAAUGCAAGGGACGAGUUUUUGCACUGCAGGAUGAACCAGAAGUUGCACGAGUUUGGUUGCCAAACAAUGACUCCCCUGGCUUGGCGAUGGCCAGAGCUUUUGGGGAUUUCUGUCUUAAAGAUUAUGGUCUAAUAUCAGUUCCAGAAAUUUCAUAUCGUCACCUGACUGAGAAAGACGAGUUUAUAGUUCUUGCAACUGAUGGGGUCUGGGAUGUUCUUUCCAACAAGGAAGUAGUUGAUGUGGUUGGUUCUGCUCCCACUCGCAGCACUGCUGCAAGAGCUGUUGUUGACUGUGCUGUACGAGCCUGGCGACUCAAGUUUCCAACAUCAAAAAUUGAUGACUGUGCUGUUGUCUGUCUAUUCUUGAAACCCAUUUCAUCAUCUGAUCCAGUUCAGAAAUGUGACUCCAACAGAUCAGAUGCUGAGUCAACAGAGACAGCAGUCUUGGUUCUUGCAGAUAAAGAAGUCACAGUCAAGCAAGAAACACAUGAAUUAAUUACUGUUGAUGUUCCAACUUCUGCUUUGGAACCUUCUUAUCCUGUUCACAGUGCAAACGAGAUCGUCCCAGUAUCAGAGGGACCUGAUUUGGAAACUGUGACCGAAAGAUCCCAGUCUACCAGGAGCCUUGCCGACUGUAUAUCCACCACAGAGGAGGAGGAAUGGUCUGCCUUAGAAGGCAUCACCAGGGUGAACUCCCUACUUAAUCUUCCAAGAUUUUUAUCUGGUGAUAAGAGAUCCUCGAGUUGGAAAAAAUGGUUGUAAGAAGCCACAGUCACAUGCAACGUGGUCAUUCUAUUAUUGCCCAGCUCAAACACAAGGAAGUUCAAGGUGAAAAAACUCCUUACAAUUGGGAAGUAAAUCUGAAAAUUGUUGUACUGCAAAUUUCUCCGAAGCCAAUGUUCUCAUUAAGUUUGGAUUAGCAAUGUUAUCUACAUUGAUUGUAGAAGUGCAACGCAAGACCUAUCUUCUGUUAUUAUAUUCUGCUCAUGCUGGAGGUCUAGACCUCACAGGAUUCUUUUCUCAUGUACAAAGUUUUUGUGUGGAAAGAAGCCUGUGAAUCAUGUGUUGCCUCCCACCUAUGUGAAGAACAGCCUAUGUGCUCUCUUGUUCAAGCAUCUUUUUGUGUUCCA
Molecule: messenger RNA, 2032 nt
Organism: Musa acuminata subsp. malaccensis (wild Malaysian banana)
Lineage: Eukaryota; Viridiplantae; Streptophyta; Magnoliopsida; Zingiberales; Musaceae
Product: probable protein phosphatase 2C 66
Biological process (GO): peptidyl-threonine dephosphorylation
Molecular function (GO): protein serine/threonine phosphatase activity
Source: RefSeq, a predicted model, not a curated record